AUGCCUGUUCCUAUAAUAGAGUCACAAGAUGGAGGAGAGCCGCUCAUAUAUAACCGCCCUCAGAGACGCAAGGGAAAGCCGUGGUAUAAGUCGCCUGUGCUCUAUGUUCUCGCAAUUGUACCGAUGUUUACCCUUUGGCUUGGUUUCUGGCAGUUGCGACGCCUUAAGUGGAAGGUGUCUUUGAUGGAUGAAUUGGAUGAUAAGUUGCGCCGCGAUCCUCUUCGUUUCCCGCGGAAUAUCAACAUGGGGGUGUUAAAUGAGUUUGAGUUUCGCCAAUUUGAGCUGCAAGGUCGCUUUGACGUCUCGCGAGCACUAUUUGUCGGACCUCGCGGUCGAGAAGGAAAGCGUGGCUUCCAGCUCGUAGUGCCGUUCUGUCGCUCUUCUGGUGGCCCUGAUGUGCUGGUGAAUCUGGGCUUUGUCUCGGACGAACACAUUGUUGGCACUGGGAUGGACAAGCGGCUAAAAACACCCCUUCCCUAUGAUGGACGUGAAGUCACCAUUGUAACGCUUUUGCCUCGAGUAUACCCCCCAAGUCGAUUUGCUCUUGCCAAUGAGCCUCACAACAACUUGUGGAUGCAAAUCAAUCCGGCCCAGAUGGCCCACUGGCUGAAUGAGCAGGCUGGUAUCGCUGAUGUCAAUGAUGCGCCCGAAGCUCCUACGGAAUCAAAAUCGUUCUCACUAUUUCGCCGGCUCACUAAGACGAGGAUUUCUGAUCCCCAAACACCACAAGAAGCGUUCCAACAGAGCCGGUCUGUUCCAGUGUUACCGGUGUACGUGGAGCAAAUCUUCGAUGGCACUUUCUCCGAGGCUGGUGCACUCAUUCAGAAAGGCAUCCCUGUUGGACGACCACCACGCAUUGAACUCCGUAACCAGCAUGCAGAAUAUGCUGCAACAUGGUUCACGCUCAGUGCCCUUUCAUCAAUUAUGUUCGUAUACAUGGUUCGCAAAGGACGAUCGAAUUCAUAG
Molecule: messenger RNA, 966 nt
Organism: Malassezia sympodialis ATCC 42132
Lineage: Eukaryota; Fungi; Basidiomycota; Malasseziomycetes; Malasseziales; Malasseziaceae
Gene: SHY1
Product: cytochrome oxidase assembly protein SHY1
Biological process (GO): mitochondrial respiratory chain complex IV assembly
Cellular component (GO): membrane; mitochondrion
Source: RefSeq, a predicted model, not a curated record